Coniosporium apollinis CBS 100218 is the source of this 2262-nucleotide messenger RNA. RefSeq lists its product as uncharacterized. The record is from RefSeq and is a predicted model, not a curated record. Gene Ontology annotation, cellular component: MICOS complex. Gene Ontology annotation, biological process: cristae formation. NCBI's taxonomy places the organism in Eukaryota, Fungi, Ascomycota, Dothideomycetes. The coding region runs from base 1 to 2262 and encodes 753 amino acids. The transcript is spliced from 3 exons.
AUGGCAGCUCGCUCCGCAGCGAAGCCCAAUAAGCAAGAUCUAACCAAGCUACGCUAUCAGAGAUACUUUGCAGACACCAAGAAGCCGGAUGACACGACCCUUCCCGGCACGCCGCCGAAGAUCAACCUCGACGAUGUUACGGCUGAGCCCAUAACCACGCCGGUGAACCCAUCGACAGAUCCCAUUGCGACGAUACCUCUAGAGAAUAUUCCUAGAGAGCCGCCUUCACCAGAAGAAGUGCAGGCUACGCCGCCAGAGUCAGUGGAAGCUACGCCGUCCGAGUCAGUUCAUACUACGUCGUCGGAUUCAGUACUAGCUACACCACCACCGUCAACCUCCACACCUCCAACUCCGUUACCGCCUACGGGGACUGGUACAUCGAGCGUCGCCCCUCCGCCGUCUGGGUCACCACCACCUCCACCCCCAGCUCCGAAGCGGAAACCGCGUCGCUUCCGACGAUUUCUCACGGCGAUGCUCAUUCUGAGCGCGCUUGGAUACGGCGGCUCCGUCUAUAUGGCCUUGGUCAACGACAACUUCCAUGACUUCUUCACCGAAUACGUGCCCUUCGGCGAAGACGCCGUCGCAUAUUUUGAAGAGCGCGAGUUCCGCAAGCGUUUUCCAGAGAAUACAACGCCAAGACGGCACGAAGUUAGAGACGACAACAAGGUCAAGAUACCGAGCAACAGCGGGCUGUCAUCGAGGGUCACGGGAGAAUCGGACCCCAAUAAAGCGGAUCUGUUGUCGAAGGGUCGCCAUGUCAGCGCGCUAGAGGACAACAAGAUUGCCAAGGAGCAGGCCAAACAGAACCCUGAGCAGGCCAAGCCGAAGGAUACGGUGGAUUCGGGCGGCAUCUCGGCGGAUCCCAAGAAGGACAAGGAUCCGGCACCCAAGAAGGAGCCGGCGAAAUCACCUAGCGAGAAGCCGGCGCCAAAAGACAAGAAAGAUCCGGGCCCAUCGAAGCCUGAGCCCAAGCCCGCCGCUGAGCCUGCCAAACUUCCCGCCGAGCGUCUUAAUGCUGCAUCCGAACCUAACAAACUCUCCACUGAGCCCUCUAAGUCUGCUGUCGAGCCUCCUAAACCAGCCGCCGAACCUCCCCAGCCAGCUCCUGAGCCGCCCAAGCCAGUUCCAGCAGCCCAGAUCGACAACUUGAAGGUGGAGGGUGCGGAUGAACCUGUCGUCCAAGAAGUUGUUAAAAUUCUCAACGACAUCAUCACGGUGGUCAACGCAGACAAUGCUGGAAGCAAGUAUUCCUCCACCAUCGACAAAGCAAAGGGCGAGCUCGGAAAGGUCCUCAGCGACAUCACCACCAUGAAGGCGACCAUCAACAAAGAGGCCGAAGACAAGAUCCGCGCAUCGCACACGGAAUUCGAUGCCGCCGCCAAGGAGCUGAUGCGCCGGCUUGAAGCCGAGAUGAAGGAGCAAGAAGCGCGCUGGAAGGACGAAUACGAAGCCGAGCGCCAGAAGCUGUCCGAGACGUACGACAACAAGCUCCGCAGCGAGCUGGACACGACGAAGAAAGUCCACGAGCAGCGCCUGAAGAACGAGCUCCUCGAGCAAGCGAUAUCUCUGCAGCGCCAGUGCACCGAGUCCGUCCGCGACCGCGUCGAGACGGAGCGCGGCGGCCGGCUAAGCAAGCUCGACGAGCUCUCCUCCUCCGUCGCUGAGCUCGAGAGAUUGACAGCCGAGUGGAACUCAGUGGUCGAUGCCAACCUGAAGACACAGCACCUCGUCGUCGCCGUCGAGGCCGUGCGCAACGCGCUCGAAGCCGCCGAUCGCCCUAAGCCGUUCGUGGACGAGCUAGUCGCGCUGAAGGAGACCGCACGCGACGACCCGGUCGUCAAUGCAGCCAUCGCCAGCAUCAACCCGAGCGCAUACCAGCGCGGCAUCUCCACGACGUCGCAGCUGAUCGACCGCUUCCGGCUCGUGGCCCACGAGGUCCGCAAGGCGGCCCUGCUGCCCGAGAACGCGGGAGUGGCGAGCCAUGCCGCGAGUCUGCUGCUGAGCAAGUUCAUGUUCAGGAAGGAUAAGGGUGCUAUCGGGCUGCCGGUGGGGAAUGAUGUUGAGUCUGUGCUUGCGAGGGCGGAGCUGCUGCUUGAGGAGGGGAAUGUGGAUCAGGCGGCUAGAGAGGUGAAUCAGCUGCAGGGGUGGGCGAAGGUGCUGUGUAGGGAUUGGCUUGCGGAGGCGAGGAGGGUGCUUGAGGUUAAGCAGGCGCUGGAUGUCAUCACGACAGAAGCACGUCUGCAGAGUCUGCUGGUGGACUGA